AUGGGUUUAUCAGCCAGCAGCAGCAAAGAGCCAGUGACAAUUGAAGAAAAGAACCAUGAAAGGCUCAAGGAGAAAGAGGAACCUCAAACUUCAAAGAAAGGAAAGCAAGCUAUUGAGGAACAAUCACAAGCUUCUAAGAAGGAGGAGAAACCAUACACUCUUGCCAUUCUCUAUCCUCAAAGGUUCAACAGAGAGCUUAAAGAUCAACAGUUCCCAAAAUUCCUAGAGGUGUUUAAGAAGCUGGAGAUCAACAUUCCACUUGCUGAAUUUCUAGAACAAAUGCCUCUAUAUGCAAAAUUUCUCAAAGAGCUCAUCAACAAGAAAAAGACCAUUGAUAAGGCACUGUAUGAUUUGGGCUCCAGUAUUAACCUCAUGCCUCUGUCUAUGAUGAGAAGGCUAUCUAUAGAAGAAGUGAAGCCUACACAAAUGUCAUUGGAGCUAGUGGAUAGAUAUUUGCCUACUGAUAAAGAGAAAAGUUGUAUGAAGGUUGAAGAGGAAGAUAUACACUGGAAAGAAAAACCCAAUGAAGAGAUCAACAGCUCAUCUGCAAAGCAAGAGAUAGACAGUGGAGAAGAAAAAGAGGGUAAGGAUUGGGAAAGAGACUCAGAGGGAGCUCCAAGCCACUUGAGAAGAAUAAAUCUCAUACCAGAAGCCAAAGGUUGGUAUGAGAUAGUGAGAAGAUCCAUUCUCCCUACUGCAAAUACAUCUGAGGUCACCAUCAAGAGAGCAAUUCUGACCUAUUGCAUACUUAGGAGAGGAGAAGUCAAUGUCCCACAGCUCAUUGCGGAUAGUAUUCAAGAAAUAGCUGAGGAUACUGGUAAAAGUAGACUUGGACACCCAAGCACUAUUCUGAGGCUGUGCAAAAGAGCUGGAGUAUUCUUCGAGGAUGAAAACACUGAGAAGGUAAAAGGGAGUAGAGGGAUCACCAAGCAAAGCAUGGAGGGUGUCACUGAUGACACUGAUAAUCAGCAAGAGAGGAGAGCUCAAGGAAGAGGGAGAAGACCACAGGUUGAGGGGGAACAAGCUCCUGCUGCAAUGGACCUAAGCCAAUUACAAAGAGCCAUUGAAGAAAUAUCUCAACAACACAUGAGAGCAGAGCAAUAUCUGAGGCAGCAAGAGCAAUACAUGCAACAACAAGAGCAAUAUUUGAAGGAUCGUGAGCAACAACUGCAAUGGCAGCAGGAAAUGAUGGAGAUCCAAGAAAACUUCCAGCUUCAGAUGUUAGAUCAACAAAGGGAGUUUCAAGCAAAAGUUUUUGAGGGGCAAAAGGAACAAUCAGCAAAUGUUCAAGAAUCAAUUAAUGGAUUGUUCCUACGACAGGCCAAGUAUGGGGAGUACACCCAAAAUCUCUACCAAUGGAAAAACAUAUAUCAUACAAUUGGAGAACAUAGCUAUGUGGAUAGAAUGGAGUAUGAUAUAGCAACUCAAGCAAAGUUGGACUACGUAGUCCAUAGCAUGCCAGCAUUGGACCAACAGAUCAAGCCAUUUUAG
Molecule: messenger RNA, 1491 nt
Organism: Arachis ipaensis
Lineage: Eukaryota; Viridiplantae; Streptophyta; Magnoliopsida; Fabales; Fabaceae
Source: RefSeq, a predicted model, not a curated record